Messenger RNA from Chenopodium quinoa (quinoa), 969 nucleotides. Its product is annotated as flavonoid 3',5'-methyltransferase-like. Gene Ontology annotation, molecular function: S-adenosylmethionine-dependent methyltransferase activity; O-methyltransferase activity. The coding region runs from base 137 to 874 and encodes 245 amino acids. The transcript has 5 exons. The record is from RefSeq and is a predicted model, not a curated record. Lineage: Eukaryota; Viridiplantae; Streptophyta; Magnoliopsida; Caryophyllales; Amaranthaceae.
AUUAUAUAUAUUUUGCUUCAUGCCUUAAGAAAAAUCACUUGCACGGUAGCACCUCUUACUAAAAAUUAAAGCCUUUGUUUCUCUUUUUUAAUAAGGAAGAUAAACCAAGCAAACUACAAAAACACAUAUAGGAAAUAUGGCAUUGGACUUGAACAAGAUCAAGGAGAAGACUAUUCUCAACAGCCCGACCCUUGUCGAGUAUAUCAUGAAAACAAGUGCUUACCCCAAUGAGCAUCAACAAAUGAAGGAAAUUAGAGAUGCCACUCUAGAGAAAUACCAACACAUGAGUAUCAUGAAUGCGUCCACUGAUGAAGCACAAUUUCUAUCAUUAUUAUUGAAGCUCAUGAACGCUAAAAACACCUUAGAAAUUGGUGUAUUCACUGGCUAUUCUCUUCUUGCUACUGCACUUGCUCUUCCUGAUGAUGGAAAGGUUCUAGCAGUUGAUCCUGAUAGAGAAGCAUAUGAAGUUGGGGAGCCAUUCAUCAAAAAGGCCGGAGUUGACCAUAAAGUUGACUUUGUUCAUGGACCAGCCAUGCCAUUUUUGAAUGAUCUAAUAAGCCAGGGUAAGGAAGGGAUCUUUGAUUUUGCCUUUGUGGACGCGGACAAGGAGAAUUACAUCAACUAUCAUGAACCGUUACUUAAACUUGUUAAGAUUGGAGGAGUAAUUGCCUAUGACAACACUCUUUGGUUUGGUUCCGUUGCAUAUGAUAGCAAUGAUGAUAUAUUCAAUAAUGAUCCAAUUAUGGGUUUUAUUAAAAAGAUUGGACAUGGUGCAAUUAGGGACUUGAAUAGCUUCCUUGCAACUGACCCUCGUAUUGAGUCGACCCUUCUUUCGAUUGGCGACGGUGUUACACUUUGUAGACGCAAGUAUUGAGUUUUAAACUUAUUGUAAUUUCUAUCAUAAUGAGUCAAAGAUCGAUGUAAGUGCACUAAUAAUUUAUUUACUUAUAAGAAAAAUAAUUAUUACUC